AUGAAGCUUUUCGGCUUCGGGAGCCGCAGGGGCCAGACGGUUCUGGGAGCCGUAGACCACAUCUACACGGGUUCCGGGUACCGAACCCGGAACUCCCAACUGCAGGCGAUCCACAAGGCGGCUGUCAAGGGCGACGCCGCGGAGGUGGAGCGCUGUCUGGCGCACAGGAGCGGAGACCUGGACGCCCUGGACAAGCAGCACAGAACUGCUCUACAUUUGGCCUGUGCCAGUGGCCAUGUGAAAGUGGUCACUCUCCUGGUUAGCAGAAAAUGCCAGAUUGAUAUCUGUGACAAAGAAAACAGAACGCCUUUGAUACAGGCUGUCCAUUGCCAGGAAGAGGCUUGUGCCGUUAUUCUGCUGGAACAUGGCGCCAAUCCAAACCUUAAGGAUAACUACGGCAACACUGCUCUCCAUUAUGCUGUGUAUAACGAGAGCAUCUCGCUGGCAGAAAAACUGCUUUUCCAUGGUGCAAAUAUUGAAGCACCGGACAAGGACAAUAAUACCCCACUUUUAUUCGCUAUAAUUUGCAAGAAAGAGAAAAUGGUGGAAUUUUUAUUGAAAAACAAAGCAAGUACACAUGCCGUUGAUAAGCUGAGACGAACAGCCCUCAUGCUUGCCGUGCACUAUGACUCACCGGGUAUUGUCAACAUCCUUCUUAAGCAAAAUGUUAAUGUCUUUACUCAAGACAUGUGUGGACGAGAUGCAGAAGAUUACGCUAUUUCUCGCCAUUUGACAAAAAUUCAACAACAAAUUUUGGAACAUAAAAAGAAGAUACUUAAAAAUGACAAACAAGAUGUUGGAAGUUCUGAUGAAUCUGAAGUCAGCAUUUUCCAUGAACUGUGUGUGGAUUCAUUGCCUGCAUCGGAUGACGAAGACUUGAGUGUUGCUACUAAGGAUUUUCAUAAUCAUGAAGAAAUGAAAGAUCUGAUGGAUGAAAAUUGCAUUUCGAAGACAGAUAUUGCUAUACAGGAAAUAUGCACAAUGAAAAAUGACAAUCUGGAAAAAGAAAAUAAAUAUCUUAAGGACAUUAAAAUUGCUAAAGAAACAAAUGCUUCCCUUGAAAAGUGUAUAAAACUCAAUGAGGAAAAAACAGCAUUCUGGUAUCAACAAGAGCUUAAUGAUCUCAAAGCUGAGAAUGCAAGGCUCAAUUCCGAACUGUUGGAAGAAAAAGAAAGCAAGAAAAGACUGGAAGCUGACAUUGAAUCUUAUCAGUCUAGACUGGCUGCUGCUAUAAGUAAACACAGUGAAAGUGUGAAAACAGAAAGAAACCUAAAACUUGCUUUAGAGAGAACACAAGAUGUUUCUGGACAAGUAAAAAUGAGUUCUGAUAUUUCCGAAGUAAAAGAUGAGAAUGAGUUUCUUACUGAACAACUUUCUAAAACGCAAAUUAAAUUUGACACCUUAAAAGAUAAGUUCCACAAGACAAGAGAUAUUCUCAGAAAAAAGUCAUUGGCUUUAGAAAUUGUACAAAAUGACCUAAGCCAAGCACAGCAGCAAAUAAAGGAAAUGAAAGAGAUGUAUCAAAAUGCAGAAGCUAAAGUGAGUAAAUCCACUGGAAAGUGGAACUGUGUAGAAGAGAGGCUAUGUGAACUCCAACGUGAAAAUCUGUGGCUUGAACAGCAACUAGAUGAUGUUCAUCAGAAAGAGGGUCAUAAAGAGAUAGUAAUUAAUAUCCCAAGAGGCUUUAUUGAGAGUGGAAAGAAAGACCUCCUGCUAGAAGAGAAAAAUAAGAAGCUAAUGAAUGAAAAUAAUCAUUUAAAAGAAAGUCUCUUUCAAUAUGAGAAAGAGAAAACAGAAAGAGUAGUGGUUGUGAGACACCUUCAACAAGAAGUGGCCGAUUCCCUUAAAAAAUUAACCACGUUAGAGUCUCCACUGGAAGGUACAUCAUGUCACAUUAAUUUGGAUGAGACACAGGCCUCAAAGAAGAAAUUAUUUCAAGUGGAAAGUCAACCUGAAGAAAAAAACAAAGAAUUAAGAAAACUUUUUGAGUUAAUAUCAUCACUGGAGUAUAAUGUGAAUCGAAUAAGAAAGAAAAAUCGUGAAUUAGAAGAAGAGGCAACUGGAUAUAAGAAACUCCUGGAAAUGACAAUAAAUAUGUUAAAUGUAUUUGGAAAUGAAGACUUCGGUUGCCAUGGAGACUUAAAAACAGAUCAACUGAAAAUGGAUGUUCUGAUUAAGAAGCUAAAACAUAAGUUUGAUGAUCUUAUGGCAGAGAAGGAAACUGUAUCUUCAAAAUGUGUCAAUUUGGCUAAAGACAAUCAAGUUCUUCAACAGGAGUUAUUAUCUAUGAAAAAAGUACAACAGGAAUGUGAAAAACUUGAGGAGGAUAAAAAGAUGUUGGAAGAAGAAAUAUUAAAUCUUAAGACACAUGUGGAAAACAGUACAGUAGAACUUAGUAAACUACAAGAAUAUAAAUCAGAGCUAGAUGAAAGGGCAAUGCAGGCAGUAGAAAAAUUAGAAGAAAUCCAUUUACAGGAACAAGCGCAAUAUAAAAAACAAUUAGAGAAGUUAAACAAGGAUAAUAUGGCUUCACUAAAUAAGAAGGAACUCACACUUAAAGAUAUGGAAUGUAAAUUCUACAAAAUGAAAACUGCUUAUGAAGAGGUUACAACUGAGUUAGAAGAAUAUAAGGAAGUCUUUGCAGCAGCACUGAAAGCUAACAAUUUCAUGUCAAAAGAAUUAAUGAAAGUGAAUAAGAAAAUAGCAAUGAUCAGCACCAAGCUCCUUAUGGAGAAAGAGCGGGUGAAAUAUUUUCUCAGCACUCUUCCUACAAGGCGAGGCCCAGAGUCACCUUGUGUUGAAAAUCUUACUAGUAUAGGACUCAACAGAAAAUAUAUUCCCCAAAGGCCCGUAAGAAUUCCUACUUCAAACCCUCAGACUUCAAAUAACUGCAAGAACUACUUGACUGAGAUGGAGCCGGACUGUGUAGAACAAAUAAUUAGAGAAACAAAGAGAACUGUUGCUGUGUUGGACACUUGCUCCCAUCUACUUUCUUCUCUGGAAUCCACUGGCUGUGUUCCUGCUCAUUGCUGGAGGUGCUGUCAGGGGCCCAGCCCUCAACCCCAGGUCUGACCCUUGCAGCUCAGGCAGGACAUUCUGGAGGAAUCAUGUCCUUGGAAGGAGCCCUGAGGAGUGACUGUCGUUAGAUGAAAAAGCUGGGGCAAAGAGCAAUACGGAGAGUUGCCCAAAUUCACACCACUGGUCCAGGUUUGAAGCAAGCAGUCUGUACCUGGAGUCCUUGUCUGUAACCAUGGCACCCUGCCUUCUCACCCAACUCAUCGUGGAGUUCCACCUUGUGUCAGGCACUGCACUGAGCAGCUUCUUUUAAGAACAUAAUCUGUAAUUAUGUAGAUUACUAAUUCUACUUCAAAAUGCCACACAGCCUUCAUGUGAUUAAAUGAAGCAAUUGCUCAUCUGAUCUCCUGGGAUCUCUACUAAGAUGCUGGCAGCCCAGCCAGCUGGUCUGGCCCUGGAUGUGCCUUAGCAGCUGGUUAUGCUUCAUGACCUGCAUUGCGGUGGGUGCCAUUUUGCAGACGCUGGUCAGAGUGAAAUGUUCCAUGGGAACUCGGGCCAUGAGAAACAUCCUUCCUGACCACGUGACUGCAGAAACAUCCUUGUCGCACCCUCCCGGGCAAAGGCCCAACAGCCUGACUGCAGGAACAUCCUUGCCAUAUCCUGCCGGGCAGCAAGCUCUACCACCCUGAACCCUCCCUCCCAGUCCCAUGAUUACCCCAGCCUGUGAGUGGCAGUUGGCCCUGGCACUAAGCUGGUUUACCCCUCCGCAGGGUUUUGCUGGCAAUAAAGAUGUUGCUGUUGAAUCUGCCA
This is a messenger RNA of Nomascus leucogenys (northern white-cheeked gibbon), 3825 nucleotides long. Its product is annotated as ankyrin repeat domain-containing protein 18A-like. The record is from RefSeq and is a predicted model, not a curated record. Lineage: Eukaryota; Metazoa; Chordata; Mammalia; Primates; Hylobatidae. Gene Ontology annotation, molecular function: protein binding.